Molecule: messenger RNA, 435 nt
Organism: Entamoeba invadens IP1
Lineage: Eukaryota; Evosea; Mastigamoebida; Endamoebidae
Exons: 1
Coding region: 1-435 (144 amino acids)
Source: RefSeq, a predicted model, not a curated record
AUGAUGUUUUUGUGUGUUCUGAUAUUCGCAACUACCUAUGCUCAACCAGGUACUAUUGAUGUCAAACAAUGUCCUGAUAUACAUUACACUCCUUCGAUUCUAAUAAAUAAAUUGGAAUAUGAUCAAUACCCAUAUUUAGAUGACACAACUUACAUGUUUAAGAUAAAUGUCACCAUUCCAACCGAAAAAGCAACAAUGACUUGGUUUUUGGAGUAUUAUUGGGGAACACUUUAUAUAGCCUCUUAUGGAUAUGAAGAUGUUGAUUUAUGCGGUAAAGUUCCUAUGGGAUGCCCAUUGACUAUUGGUGAGUAUGGAUUUUCAGCAGAAGCUAAAGUAAAAGAUGUUGCACUUGCCGGAUGGUAUCUCCUUAAUAUUCAUUUUUCUACUUUAAUCGAGGAAUUUGGAUGCUAUCAAGGAUGGAUUUAUCUAUAUUGA